Molecule: messenger RNA, 2060 nt
Organism: Plectropomus leopardus (leopard coralgrouper)
Lineage: Eukaryota; Metazoa; Chordata; Actinopteri; Perciformes; Serranidae
Gene: clec11a
Product: C-type lectin domain containing 11A
Biological process (GO): ossification
Molecular function (GO): growth factor activity
Source: RefSeq, a predicted model, not a curated record
AGCAGGCAGACGACUUGGAUGGGAUUUUGGUUUAUCUUUUAAGUCGCUGGGAUUUGAGCUUCAUCUAAUGGGAGAUUCCUGCUGCUGCUUAACUGAGUGCUGGAUCACAUCUCUGAGUGCAGCACGAGGGUCAGGAGGGAAAGAGGAGUGAAAGAGAGAGAGAGAGAGAAACUCAGAGGGAGUUUAGCUGCUGGAGUUAAAGCAGAGUUAGUAGGAAGCAGAAAAUGGGACCGGCUGCCACCUCGCUCGCUCUCCUGUGUUUAUACUCUGUGUGUGUGUGUGUUCCUACAGGGACAGUGGACGCUUCACCGACACAGGCAUCACUGCCAGAGGUGAAGAAGACCAGAGGAGAUGUUCCUGAUAUCCUUCCAGAGCCUGAACCAGAGCCAACCAGUCCAGUGUCAGACUUUGAAAACUCAUAUAACUAUGUCUUGUCCAGACUGGCCGGUAUGGACCAGGCCAUCCAUAAACUGAAUGUUGGUCACUACACGCUGGAUGUUAAAGUCAGCCAGUUGAUGGACCGUCUGAUCAGAAUGGAUGCAAAGGUUGGAGAGCUGGAGGACAGCAUCCGGGAGGUCUACCAGCACAGCAGAGACAACCGCAAGGAGAUGGGAAGGCUGGAAGGCUGCCAGAAAGGACACCGGAUGGGAUACAAAUGUUAUCUUGUAUACAACAGCCAUGAGGACUACGCCGGAGCAUCCAGGAAGUGCCUGGAACGUGGAGGCCGCAUGGCGAUGCCCCGCGACCGCAAGGAGCAAGAGGCCCUUGCGGACUACGUCAAAUCAUUCUUCCACCCGGGCAACUGGCCCGUCUGGCUGGGCAUCAACGACCUGCGAUCUGAGGGCAUGUACCUCUUUGAAGACGGGACGCGGGUCUCAUAUUUCCAGUGGCGCAAACACUUCCUGUCCAGCCAGCCCGACGGAGGGAGGCGGGAGAACUGUGUGGCGAUGUCGUCAGAUGACGGCGACUGGUGGGACCACUACUGCGAUCGGACCAUGAACUAUCUGUGCGAGUUUGAUGACAGGGUGGCACUUUAAAAUGAACUCUCUCGCCAUCUUACUUUGACCUUCAGUCGCUGAAAGAAAUAAAAGUCCUUUAUAUUUUCAAAUAACUUAUUGCCUUUAAAAAGACACUUAAUUAACAUGAAUUGGUUGUAUUCAAUUGUCUUCAAUUCUCCAUAUGAAACGUAUUGUGUUUUUUAUGUAAAGAAAAUAUCAUUUCAUUUCUAUAUGCAAUUAAUCUAGUAUUUUAAGUAGUGACAGUAGAAAAAAAAAAACAUUUGCCAUGAUAUUUAAUGGUAUUUUCAUUUUUUUUAAGGUGAAACAUAGGUCUCAAAUGCACACAGAGUCAUGUAUCGCUAUUUAACUUCCUGAAAAAGACACACUAUAAGAAAUCUUAUUAUGUCAGUAUUAUAAAUAUUAUAUUAUUCCUAUUAUAAAUAUUAUAUUAUUCAUGCAACUGCAGUGAUAUGAAUGUAAACUAGCCAGGACUCUGCUGUGAUUUCACACCUGGAAUUCUAAAUAUUUGUUCACAGUUUCCAAAAAUGGGAAAACGCAGAAAGCUGGAGGCCCUUUCUUCAGAAUCAGUACAUACUGAACCUCUUGAAGAUAUAAAUCAACGUGUGUUUGAGCUUCACAGGAAUUAGGCAGUGCUUCUCUGUUACUCCAGAGCUUUCAAGAUAUUUUAACAAAGUCUGGUUCCAGCCGGGACUGCCCUGUUCAACUGCUGAUUCUUCAACAUCUCUGGAGUCAUUUUUUAAGGUGCAGUCGCACUUCUAAAUCCCCUUACACCAACAAAAUGACAUGAUUACUGUAUGUAAAUGUAUUCUGUCCUACAGUAUGUAAAACAAGAAAGUUGUACAUAAAACACUGAAUGUAAAUGUUGUUCAUAAAUCUUUACUAAAGGUUUAUUUGGUUUACAGCAUUGUUUUCUGAUCAGUCAGGAAAAGUCGGUCAGCUUCAUCAGUAGGGCCGGGUAGCAUUUUUGAUACAAUGCAGAUACCAAAAUACUUUUUUGAUACGUAACUUUGUAUUUUUGCCAAGUCUUGCAAAACUUUUUCA